Molecule: messenger RNA, 2058 nt
Organism: Cucurbita moschata (crookneck pumpkin)
Lineage: Eukaryota; Viridiplantae; Streptophyta; Magnoliopsida; Cucurbitales; Cucurbitaceae
Product: indole-3-acetic acid-amido synthetase GH3.6-like
Exons: 3
Coding region: 114-1874 (586 amino acids)
Cellular component (GO): cytoplasm
Molecular function (GO): indole-3-acetic acid amido synthetase activity
Source: RefSeq, a predicted model, not a curated record
AUGGACUAUUACACAGUUCUAUCACGUCCUCCGUGCAUAGAAAUAAAAUAAAUAGGGAAAGAGGAACAGAUUAUUACUUCUCUGCAACCAAAAAAGCUUCAAAACCUACAAAAAUGGCACACGUUGAUGAAAUCUCAUCGGAUGAGAGAGAUAAGCAAGCAUUACAGCAUAUUGAAGAUGUUACGAUCCAUGCCAGCCAAAUCCAACGACAAAUCCUAACUCAAAUUCUGUCAACAAAUGCCGAUGUCGAAUACUUGCAACAACAUGGCCUCCAUGGCUCUACCGAGCUUUCAACCUUCAAGAACCUUAUACCUCUCAUCUCAUACGAACAAUUAAGACCUUAUAUAGAUCGUAUAGCCAACGGCGAUGAUUCCCCAAUCCUAUGCACAAACCCCAUCACAGAGUUCUUUAUAAGCUCUGGGACAUCUGGUGGAGAGCCCAAGUUGAUUCCAAUGUAUGAAGAAGAGUUUAUGAGAAGGCUAUCAUUUUUUGACUAUGUGAUGCCAAGAAUGAAGCAGCUGUUUCCAAAUAGUUUGGUGGGCAAAGGCAAAGGAAUGCACUUUCAGUUUGCAAAGGUUGAGUUAAAGACAAGAUCUGGGAUUGUUGCUCACACUGCAACUACUAGUUUGUGCAAGAGAGCAAACCUCAAUAAUACAAGUCCUAAAGACAUCAUUCUCUGCACAGACACCAACCAAAGCCUGUACUGUCAGUUGCUUUGUGGGCUGUGCCAGAACGACAUAGUGUUUCGAGUUGGUGCUCUGUUUGCCUCAACCUUAAUCCAUGUCCUUAAAUUCCUCGAAGAUCAUUGGGUUGUUUUGGCUAGUGAUAUAAGAGCAGGAACCUUGAACACAAAAAUUACAGACCCAUCAGUGAGAGAAGCUGUUAUGAACAUUCUAAACCCCAAUGCUCAACUUGCGGAUUUUAUUGAAGCUGAAUGUAGCAAAGGAACAUGGGAAGGAAUCAUUACAAGGCUAUGGCCGAACGCCAAAUACAUUAAUGCUAUUGUGACAGGAAGCAUGGCACAGUACCUUCCCAAGCUAAAUUACUACAGUAAUCACCUUCCUAUUGUUUCUGACCAUUAUGGUGCUUCAGAAUGCUUCCUUGGGUUAAACUUAGAUCCAUUGUGUAGUCCUGAUCGAACCUCCUACACUUUAAUUCCGACCAUGGCAUAUUUCGAGUUCCUGCCGAUCGACAGGACGAAAUCCAGUAGAGAAUUAAGCCGAGAAUUAGUUGAUCUUGUUGAUGUCAAGUUAGGACAUGAAUAUGAGCUCGUCAUCACUACUUAUGCUGGGCUCUACCGUUAUCGCAUGGGGGACAUUCUUGGUGUGACAGGAUUUAAGAACAAAGCCCCAAAUUUUAGUUUUGUAUGCAGGAAAAACGUGGUUUUGAGCCUUGAUAUUGAGAAAACAGAUGAAGCAGAGCUUCAUGAUGCUGUACAAGAAGCAGCUCGUCUUUUGAGCCCAUUUGGGGCGGCCAUUGCUGACUACACUAGCCAUGCGGAUAGCUCCAAGAUUCCUGGACACUAUGUGUUGUACUGGGAAAUUCACGUUAAGGGGGGAAUUUCUAUUCCAUCCUCAAUCUAUGAGGAUUGCUGCUUCGCCAUUGAAGAGUUACUUAAUGGACCAUACCGCUAUCUACGAUCUCAUGAGAAGUGUAUCAAUCCAUUGGAGAUAAAGAUUGUAAAGGUUGGAACUUUUGAGAAACUCAUGGCCCAGGCACUGAAUCGAGGGGCUUCAAUGAGCCAAUACAAGACGCCUCGAUGUGUAAAUUCUACGCACAUCAUUGAGCUUUUGGACUCAAACGUUGUUAUCAAAUACUUCAGUAAAAAAUGCCCAAAAGUGGAUACCAAGGCUCUGCACCGUCUUCUUUCCUAGUAGUUCUUGGUGCAAGUAAAUUAAUUCAGCUUGUUCUUCAUGUAUUUUCAAGUUUCUGAGUUGAGAUUGUCAUAAGUUUUUCAUCUGGUUUGCUUUGUUCUUGAAAUAACAACUGGGUUUUGUUUUUUUGAAUGGUCAAUUUCAUUCCAUGGCAUGCGAUGACACUUCCACGUGCUUUUGACAA